Molecule: messenger RNA, 1131 nt
Organism: Pieris macdunnoughi
Lineage: Eukaryota; Metazoa; Arthropoda; Insecta; Lepidoptera; Pieridae
Source: the annotation of a GenBank genome assembly
AUGCCUAAAAGUCUAACUGUAAACAACUGUGUGUCCGCCCUCCCCAGUCCGACAACAGAAGAGGAUGAUGACGAGGACGACACUACCCCAAGCCGUGCUGACGCUGAUGAUGACGGAAGGGUAUACAAGAACCCUCGCAACUCGCCGUCCGCUCUGUGCCCUAGGGACGAGGAGCAGGCAACUUUGCUGGGGCAGAAAUGUCUUCGCAAAUGCUCAUCAGAUGAAGACUGUAAAAGCAAGAAGAAGAAGUGUUUGUGUGACGGUGCCUGUGGCAUGUCCUGUAUUAAGCCAGACCGUGAGUGUCCGGAGUUAGAACAACCGGAAAUCGGGACGGUGACGCUGUCAGGACGACUCUUUGGAGACAAGGCGGUGUAUUCGUGCCCCAGCGGCUACCACGUAGUUGGUCUGCAGAGUAGGAAUUGUCAAGCUGACGGGAAAUGGGCGGGACAGCCUCCCGCUUGUAAGGAGAAUAUCUAUUGUCUCCAACCACCAACGAUUCCUCACGCCCGUCACUCAGCACUGCCAGAGCAGGCAACCUUCGACCUGGACGCGACUGUUCAGUACAAUUGUCAUACCGGCUACGUCACCAACGGCUUUCCAAGAGCUAAAUGCCUGGCUAUCGACAGACAGGCAUCAUGGUAUGGACCGGAUAUUACUUGUGAACCCCGUUCUUGCGGUGAGCCCGGUGAAGUGCCCCAUGGUUGGGUAACAGCUGACUGUCACACGUUCGGCUGUCGCGCUGUGGUGCAGUGUGGUCAGGGCUUCGAGCUCGUUGGAAAGGCGGAGCGUUACUGCCAAGCUGAUGGAGCUUGGGCCCCGAAGGAGCUUCCUACGUGUGUUCUGGUCACGCAGGUCCAGUGUCCUCCCCCUGAGGCUCCGAGGCAUGGAAAGGCUGUGUACACCUCUUGCGCUUAUAACUCGGUGGUAUCUUAUGAAUGCAAGUAUGGAUACCGACUGGUUGGAGACGCUACGCGGCGUUGCGGCGCUGAUAAGAAAUGGUCGGGAACGCAGCCUCUAUGCAAAGAAAUUAAUUGCGGUCAUCCCGGUCAGCUAUGGAACGGGUGGUUGGAGAAUAUAUCGUCGGGGACCGGUCUGGGGCUUCCAUCAUCUUCAGAUGUCAGGAUGGUAUGA